AGUAGGGUAAGUACAUUGGCCGGCAGAACGUUCAUUUCUCAAUUUCUCAUUUGUAGUGAAUUGGUUCUGGUGCAUGGCUGGGGUUUUAUUAUAAAUAGUGUGCCGUGGAAACAGAAAAAUAAACCCAGCCUAGCACCAUCAUUUUUAAUGCUGUGAUAAUAGUAUAAGGUAACAAUGGAUCCAGUCAGUGCCAGUUGUAUGAGCUUGCAUAUUCAAGAAAAUGCCAGGGCCAUCUUAGAAGAACAAAAACGUGAUGAAAAAUUCAAUGAAAUUAUCGUUAGCUGUAAAUCUCUUAGUAACUACGAUGGGAGGACAUUCAGGACGUUAUUACCACAGAUCACAGCAGCUUUUAUAGCAGCCGCUUACCACAUAGCAGUAGGAAUAGCUUUAUCUUUCUCAGGAAUUCUGAUACCCGCCUUAGAUCGAAACGUCACCAACGCUACUGAUGAUGGAGAGCUUUAUGCGACCAAAGCGGAAUGUUCAUGGAUAGCUAGUGUAGUGGUACUGGUGGUACCACUCGGUGCCAUCACCGGAGGCUUCACCAUGGACUAUCUGGGCAGAUUGAACACCAUCAAACUGGCUACCAUACCAACUGUCAUGGGAUGGAGUAUGAUAGCUCUCGCCCAAAGUGUGCCCAUGAUGAUAGGUGGGCGGUUCUUAGUUGGAAUUGCAACUUCAUGGGGAACAAUACCAGCUACCGUUUACAUAACAGAAAUUGCUAGAGCAGACAUGAGAGGUUCACUAGUGUCAGCAGCGCCAUCAUUUGCUUCUCUAGGAAUGGUGAUAUGUUUCCUCAAGGGUUGGUUCCUCCAUUGGCGGACUGUCGCUUGGAUGGCCAAUUUCUACGCUGUGAUACCGGUGAUUUUUGUCUUUUUCAUUCCCGAGAGCCCCGCCUGGUUGGUGUCGAGAGGGAAAAUCGAGCAGGCCGCGAAAUCCCUCAGGUGGAUCAACAAGUACCAACCGCAACCAGAAAAUAGGAGUGAAAGUUAUGCGGAGCUGCAACUCAAUCUACUGCAGAAGGAACAUGAGGCAAAACUAGAAGAACAAGCUAGGAAAGGAGAAUUUGGAAUGAAAUCCAAACUCAUGGAGUUCCUCAAACCGACUGGAUACAAGCCAAUGCUCAUUCUACUCGGACUCUUCUUCUUCCAGCAGUUUUCUGGCAUUUACAUUAUGCUAUUCUACUCUGUUACAUUCUUUCAAGCAAUGGGAAGUACAAUGAAUCCGUACUUGGCGUCGAUCUUCAUUGCUGCGGUGCGGAUGCUCAUGUCCUGCGCGAACACUUAUAUGCUGAGAACCUUCAGCAGACGGCCUCUGGUGAUGGCUAGCGGCUUGGGAAUGUGUCUGUGCAUGACUUUUUCCGGUCUGUUCACCAAAUGGGUGAUAGAAGGCUCCUGCGACCAGACCUGGAUCCCCGUGUUGCUCCUACUGCUCUACGUCGUCGCCUCUAUGAUCGGCUUGCUGCCGAUCCCGUGGACGAUGACGGCCGAACUGUACCCGAUCGAGAUCAGGGGCGUGGCCAACAGCUUCUCCUACGCCUCGGCCAACUUGAUCAUGUUCGGUGCGAUACAGAGCUUCUGGACGCUGGAGAGCAUCUUCGGAGGUAUCGCCGGAGUGCAAUGGUUCUUUGCUGUGAUUUCUAUCUUGGGAUCGGUCUACACAUACAUUCUCCUGCCAGAAACCCACGGCAAAAAAUUGUCUGAGAUAACGAACUACUUCGUCCACAAUACCAUUUUCAUCGGAUCGUCUAAGAAUGCACCGCCCAAAGCACAGAAGAAAACCGCUGUUGCCAGUAGGGUGGCAAAAAAAGACAUCGUAAAGUCCAAUGGCCAGAAUCAAAAGUUGAUGGAGAAUGUUUGAAAUCAUUGCGUCCUUAUGUUAAGUUCAACCAGUACAACAAACUAGUGAAAAAAACAACGUUUUUCCACCACUAUAGCUAUAGAACUCACCAUUAUAUACCCCUUUUCAAGGUAUUUAUACCCCUCAGCUGAUAUGAUGAUGAUCAUGAUACAAACUCGGUUCUUGGUGUAUAAAUAGCUAUUUUGCAUGACCUAUUCAGGGUAUUCCUUCCUUGCUAAGGUAGGUAUAACAAAGCAAGUUGGGAUUGCUUGGUGAAAAAAUCACAUAUUUCGAGAUGUAAUUUGUUCUAGAAGCUGACAAAUCGCAUGAAUUUGUUUUUUUAUAUCUGACUUUCAUAGACGGCACUAUUCACACGGUUGGUACCGAGUAAUUUUGAAGAUAACUUUUUUGAGGUUGGAUUUUUCAGACCGAGUUUCAUGUGAACAUAAACAUCAUUCAAUUUGAAAACUAAAAGAUUCUUUCGAUAAAACUCAUCACUGUGUAUUUUGAUUUGGAAAUAAUGGAAUAAGGGCUGUUGCUGAAGGUAAACUUGAGUGUUAUUGAGAUCGGUUACCUAUUCAUUCAAAUUCUAAAACGAUAAAAUUAUUCUUGUACUCAAGUUAUUGAUUUGAUAUAGAAUCACAAAUGCAAAAUUUAGAUAAAUUGUACUGAAAACAUAAAAUAUUGAAUAGUUAGAAGUUAGACUAAAAAUUUAUUCGAAUGUUAUUCUUGUGAUUCAUGAAAGUACAGCAUUAGAAAAAUAUUGUUGUUCUUGAAUUCAAAUAAACAACUCCAAAAAAUAGCUUAAACCAGCAACAGUUAUCUCUUCAUCGCUUUUAAAUCAAAAUAUCCCUCAACCUGGUACACAGUAUCGAGUUUCACCAAGAGUACCAUUUUGGUUUGGAAUUGAAUGAUGUUCAAGUUCACAUUGAAUUUGGAUUGAAAGAUCUAACCUCAAACAAGUUAUGUUUAAAAAUACUCGGUACAAACCGUGUAACUAGCGCCCUCUAUGAGAGUAAGAUAUAAAAACGAAUUCAUGUGAUGUGUCAGCUUCCAAAACACAUCCAUGCAAAAUUUCUUUGGAAUGUUGCCAGUAGUUUCGACAUAAUUGUAAAUUAUAUGCAAAACGAAAUAUUUCAAACACCUUGUACCUCGGAAACGGAUGUCGUUAUGACAUUUCUUCACAGAGCAAAUCCAACUCAUUUUGCAGUGUUUUACCUACCCUAGCAGGAAUGUCACCUUUUUUGGAACCUGUAUACGGGCCUACCAACAAGAACUUGACACCCCUUGUAACUAGAAAACCGAAUCCUUCAUCAGAAAUCGCCUGAAUCUGUCGAUUUUUAUACUUGGGUGAAGCAUUAUAUAUACUGUUAAAUAGAGUUCCCAAAUGUAUUUGACACUGUUAGUUUGAAGUUCUUUUGAAUAAAAACCGUCAAAACAGCAGUGUCAAAUACAUUUAGGAACUCUACCCCUAGCAACCGCAACUUCGAAAUUUCAAAUGGAACUACCCUUUUUGCCGUCACAGAAAAACCGUGUUUCAAAGAAGUUUCCAACCUUAAAUAGAUAUCUUGGAAUAUGGUGAAAUAAAACAUUUGAAAAUGUAUUCAUGUUCAACAAAUGUUUGCUCAUACUGACGAAAUUCAAUCAUGACAAUUCAUUUUUAAUGACGAUUUAUCAUUGGCU
This is a messenger RNA of Phaedon cochleariae (mustard beetle), 3519 nucleotides long. NCBI's taxonomy places the organism in Eukaryota, Metazoa, Arthropoda, Insecta, Coleoptera, Chrysomelidae. The record is from the annotation of a GenBank genome assembly.